Messenger RNA from Epinephelus lanceolatus (giant grouper), 1659 nucleotides. NCBI's taxonomy places the organism in Eukaryota, Metazoa, Chordata, Actinopteri, Perciformes, Serranidae. The record is from RefSeq and is a predicted model, not a curated record.
GGCUCACACUGAUCCCAGGACAGUGUCUGGAUAUGAACCCUAACAGUUCACUUGGACCUGUAAAAUACUUUCCUUUCAUUUCUGACGCUUCUUUUCAAGAGAAAGAAACAACAAGUCUUAUUUUUCACAGCCUGUCUGUUUGGAAAUGUGUUUUUAUUUUAUCCAGCUGCUUCAGAGGAGACCAGAAUCUGUUGGGAAUAAGAAUGUGAAGCAUUUUGACGGAGCAUCAUCAUCAUGUCGUUGAUGUUUGGGAAAGUGAAGACGUGUAAUGCGGCCGCAGCUCCUGACAGAAGCCCAGCUGAGUGUAACCUGGUGCUGCUCGGUGUGAUGGGCUCCGGGAAAUCAGCACUGACUGUCAAGUUCCUCACAAAGCGCUUCAUCAGUGAAUAUGACCCCCAUCUUGAGGAUAUCUAUUCGUCAGAAGAGAGGGUGGACCAGCAGCCAGUUACAGUGAGAGUGAUGGACACCUGUGACCAGGACGGUCCGGUGAACAGUGAGCGUUACCUGUCGUGGGCCAGCGCCUUCCUCGUCGUCUACAGCAUCGACAACAUGGAGAGCUUCAAAGGCUGCCAGCUGUACCUGCAGACACUCGCCCUGCACAACAAAACCUUCAGGCCACAAACUCCCAUCAUCCUGCUGGGGAACAAGCUGGACAUGGACAGAUACAGGCAGGUGAGUCAGUGUGAGGGCGAGCAACUGGCGGCUCGUUAUGGCUGUUUGUUCUUUGAGGUGUCGGCCUGUCUGGACUUCCUCUCUGUGCAGCGGGUCUUCUACGAGGCGGUGAGGAGGGCGAGGCAAGGAGGGGAGCGCAGCUGCCUGGUACCGGCCAUCUACAUCAGAGAGGACAAAGCGCUGCUCCCCACCUUCGCCACCCCCUGCUACAAGGAACUGCCGGCCCCGGCCACCGCCAAGUUGGUCACAGUGAAGACGUCCAGAGCGCAGAGCAAACGGAGGGCCGCCACACUCACUCUGCUCAAGGGCUUCAAGAUCUUCUGACACCACUGUGUCACCCCCAACAUCUCCACUGACUCUGUGAAAGACUGCAGAGCUCUACAGGGGGUGGACACAAUAACAUGAACAGCUCCACAGUGAACAGAUGAAUGAAUCCUGAAGACAUGAGCAGAGAAACAGAUGAUUCUCUGACUGUAAGAACCCUUUAGGUUUAUGUUCUCAUCAUCUGUUUGAACUUUUGUUGCUGAGAACUCUGGCUUCAUUUUUUAAUUUGGCAGACAGCACUAAAAACUAAAGAUACCGUCUGUGUUCAUGGGAACGUUUACUAAGCGUCACAUCCUUUCACACUGAGGGGCAAAGAAAGUAUUCGCUGCCAUACUGAAGAGCUGCUGUGUGACUUUUUCAACCUGGACCGUAUUUUAAGUGACUAAUGGGAACAAGAUUUUUUUUAAACUAGUCCAGUAUUGAGUGAGUGAGUGCCUGUUGGCACCAUCACUUUAUGUCAGUGUUAUUUUAGAUUUAGUCUUAGUCUUUAGACAAAAAUGUUUCAGUAACAUUUUAGUCAUUUUUAUCCUUAAUAGUUUAAGUCUAGUGUUUUUUAGAAACUUUUUUAAAACUUUAUAAUUCAUUUCCUGUAGAUUCUGCACAGUAAAAGACCUGUUAUUUUGUUAUAUAAAAACUUUUAUUGUGACCCAACAAAAUAAGGAA